AAAAGUGGUUUUAGAAAUGUCAGAAGUUACACUUUGUUAGACCGCAUGAACAGUGUGUUUACGUUUGCUAACACAAAUUCAGAUAUUACUCAUUCGCAAAAGAUGUGGAUAACUGGUUGAUCAACUUAAAAAGCGAUAAAGAUAAAUUCCGGCGAGAUGACAGACAGUAAGCUGGUCAUCUGGUUGGCGAUCCUUUCGCGGGUUUUGAUAAUCAUACUGCAAUCAUUUUCGAAUUUAUUCUUCCCCGAUCAUGAUGCAAAAGUGUUUGUAUCUCCACUCACACCGCCAUUAAAUGGAUCAUCCACCUGCCAUUCAAUAAUUGACACAAUUUUCGGCGGUUUCAGACGAUGGGAUGCUGAGUAUUUUCUACACAUUGCUGAACAUGGAUACACCUACGAAAAUACGCUCGUUUUUUAUCCACUGUUCCCGUUUUGUGUGCGAUACAUAACCAACAUUGCCCACACGAUUCUUGGCAUUGAAUGUGAAUUCCGUGACUUAAGCCUCGUUGUUGCCGUUGUGCUGAACGUGAUUUUCUUUGUAAAAGCCGCUCUAGUUCUUCAUCAACUUACCAUUGAAACGUUCAACAACUAUCGUUUGGCUCGUAUCGUGGCAACAUUAUUCUGUAUCAAUCCAGCAUCGAUUUUCUUCAGCGCUCCAUACACGGAGAGUUUGUUCUGUUGGUUAAGCUUCAGCGUUAUGCUACAUUGUGCGCGGAAUGAAAUUCGAGAUGCAAUUUUGCCACUUGCAUUGAGUUUAUGGUGUCGAUCCAAUGGCUUGUUGAAUUUCGGCUUCAUUUUGUAUUAUGUAACGCGAGAUAUUUGGUCCAAGGGAACCACGAAUUGGAUACAUUUUCUCAAGGGAUUUUUCAAAGUAUUAUCCUGUGCCAUUGUGGCUGGCAUUGCAUUUGUAAUCGUUCAAGCGUACUACUUUUCACUCUAUUGUGAAGGAAAUCCAUUGGAAAUGAACGAAGCAGUGCUAAACUAUGGGAACAAGAAUAAUUUCCUUUUGGCUGGACACCAAAAACCGCAGUGGUGCUCAUUUGCGGUGCCAUUUUCAUACUCUUACCUGCAGGCGUACUAUUGGAAUGUCGGGUUUCUGAAAUACUACGAAUUUAAACAAAUUCCCAAUUUUCUACUCGCCGCACCAAUUUUAGUCAUGAUAAUAUCGGACGCAGUUCGAUUUUUAAUUGAAAAUCCAAUAAUUGCAAUGCGUCUUGGAUUGAUUCACACAAAAGAAAACGCAGAAAAAUCAAGUCAAUUUGUAUACGUAAUUCAUGCACUUGUUCUGAGCAUUUUUUGCUUACUCUUCGUUCAUAUUCAAGUGUCGACACGAAUGCUAGCCUCAUCAUCACCGUAUAUUUACUGGAUAUGCGCGCAGCACUUCCAGAAAGAGCAUCAUCAAAAUUCAUUCAAAGCAUUUCUACAGCCCAAAUCGCACAGCACCAAAUUCAUCAAGGCUUGGUUCCUCGGUUAUUUUGUUAUUGGAACCGUUUUAUUUAGUAAUUUUUUGCCAUGGACUUAAGAUUCUCUUUUUAUUAAACCAAAGUUAGGUACAACUGAAUGAUGUAACCCGUCGAAGUAUUUAUGCAAUAAAUUAGAUUUAAGCCAUGCUGAA
Sitodiplosis mosellana (orange wheat blossom midge) is the source of this 1614-nucleotide messenger RNA. RefSeq names its product GPI mannosyltransferase 2-like. Bases 157 to 1521 code for a protein of 454 amino acids. Lineage: Eukaryota; Metazoa; Arthropoda; Insecta; Diptera; Cecidomyiidae. The transcript has 2 exons. The record is from RefSeq and is a predicted model, not a curated record. Gene Ontology annotation, cellular component: endoplasmic reticulum membrane; mannosyltransferase complex. Gene Ontology annotation, biological process: GPI anchor biosynthetic process. Gene Ontology annotation, molecular function: alpha-1,6-mannosyltransferase activity; GPI mannosyltransferase activity.